ACGCAUUCCCUCCCAUCUCUCUCUUCCCUCUUAUCUGCAAAUCCCAAAAAAUUCCAAAAGACAGAAAGGCCCCCGAAAGAAGAAGGAAAAAGACCAUCUUACCCUUUCCCCUCCAUCAAUGGCUGCAAUCUCGUCUCACUCCCUCCCCUCCAUAUCUUCCCACCUCUACCCCUCACAACCCCAGAAAUUUCGAAAAACCCUACCACCCAUCUUCAUCUCCACUAACCCAUCCCACCUCAACCUCCAUCAGCUGGCCCACCUCUUCGCCUCCACUAAUUUCUCCUGCCACAGAUUCCCGAAUCCCGACGCACAGACGGGCCGCGUCGAGCCCGUCGAUCCCGGCAAGCUCCGGACGGCCGUCGACCACAGCUCGGUAGUUGUCUCGGUGUUCUGCCGGGAGGAGUUCUGCGAGGGAGGCGGUGGGAAGGAGGACUUGGGAUUUGGAGGGUUGUUGAUGGAGCGGGCCGUUCCGGUGUCGGAGAAGAAUGGACGGUUGGUGGGAUUCGGAAGGGCAGUCUCUGAUGGCGGAUUGACGGCAGCGAUCUAUGAUGUCGUGGUUAUUCCUUCACUGCAGAGAUUGGGAAUUGGCCGCAGGAUAGUUAAAAGAAUCAUAAGGGUUCUUACCAGUAGAGGCAUAUAUGACAUAGCAGCCCUCUGCUCUGAAGAAGAGAGGUUGUUUUUUGAAGCAUGUGGAUUUGGAGAGGACGCUCUGGGGUCCACCACAAUGAUGUAUACCCGGUCUGCAUCAAACUAUGCAGAAGGCAAUCCUUCAGUUAGACGCGUUGGCCGGAUGCUGCUGUUAGUCCCACCACUGCGAAAGUCCUCAUCAGAGAAUGCAGCCAGCGGCUAGAACAAUCUGCAUCUCUUCCAUCUGUUCAUAUCCAACUAAAAGAAUCCACAUCCGACCUCCACACAACCACACACGACUAAUCUAUUGGAGAAGCUUCCGUCGAGCUUUUACAAAAGUUCCUCUCAAAUGGGAUUUUGAUAGGAGAAUUGCUGAUAGACAAACAUCACUUGUUUCAGCCCUCCGCAGCAUCUAUGCAGCGAUUGAGGUUUUGGGAACUUGGGCAGUUGCAUCUCUUAUAUAUCGGAUGAUUCUCUCCUUUGCGAUGGGAAUUUCAGGUAUUGAUGGAGAUAUUUCGGUUUUUACUUACCAUGAGCUUAACAUCAUCUGAAAAUAAGAGAAGGGAAUGAGAGAAGAAUCUCUCAAUGGCUUUGUCUGUGAAUUUGGAUGUUUUGAGCUCUCCCUUGAUAAUAUCUGUACAGAGCUGUUAUAACCUUGUGACUUUUUUUAAAAUUUGUUUU
Messenger RNA from Magnolia sinica, 1308 nucleotides. Its product is annotated as GCN5-related N-acetyltransferase 3, chloroplastic. The record is from RefSeq and is a predicted model, not a curated record. Gene Ontology annotation, molecular function: monosaccharide binding; glucosamine 6-phosphate N-acetyltransferase activity. The transcript is spliced from 4 exons. NCBI's taxonomy places the organism in Eukaryota, Viridiplantae, Streptophyta, Magnoliopsida, Magnoliales, Magnoliaceae. Gene Ontology annotation, biological process: UDP-N-acetylglucosamine biosynthetic process. Bases 119 to 850 code for a protein of 243 amino acids. Gene Ontology annotation, cellular component: endoplasmic reticulum; endoplasmic reticulum-Golgi intermediate compartment; Golgi apparatus.